Batrachochytrium dendrobatidis JAM81 is the source of this 845-nucleotide messenger RNA. RefSeq lists its product as uncharacterized. NCBI's taxonomy places the organism in Eukaryota, Fungi, Chytridiomycota, Chytridiomycetes, Rhizophydiales. Bases 27 to 776 code for a protein of 249 amino acids. The transcript is spliced from 3 exons. Gene Ontology annotation, molecular function: oxidoreductase activity, acting on the CH-OH group of donors, NAD or NADP as acceptor. The record is from RefSeq and is a predicted model, not a curated record.
CUGCUAUUCAAUGUAUUCAAAGAAACAUGUCAACUAAGAAAGGGUUGGCUGUUGUCACUGGAGCAUCGAGAGGAAUUGGGUUGGCUGUUGCUCAUCAAUUCAUUCAAGCUGGCAUUCCUACAGUUCUUGUAAGCAGAAACUUGCCAGUACUUGAGCAUAUACGAUCACAACUGAUUCAAACAUCCGGCUCUUCACUCUUGCCUGAUAUUCAUAUUCGUAUGACUGAUGUAUCAGAUGCUUCUCAAGUAGAUUUACUCUGUAAAGAACUGUCUUCAUUGGGUCAUAUUCAGUAUUUAGUCAAUUCUGCUGGUGUGUCACUCAACAGUCUUCUCAUAACAACUACAUUAAACCAGAUUGAAACAACAAUUCAUACCAACUUGAUGGGUACAAUCUUUAUGUGUAAAGGUGUCUUGCGUAAUAUGGUUAAAUAUCGUUCUGGUUCCAUCGUUAAUGUUGCUUCAGUUGUUGGUGUCAACACUGCAAGUGCUGGUGCGUCCAUCUACGCUGCAUCAAAAGCUGGUGUAGUAGGCUUUACAAAAUCUAUGGCUGCAGAGGUGGGUGCAAAGGGAAUUUAUGUGAAUGCUAUCGCUCCAGGAUUUAUAGAAACAGACAUGACUGCAGACAUUUCUACACAGAAACGACAAGAUAUAUUGAACAAGAUUCCAUUGGGUCGGUUCGGUACUGCUGACGAAGUAGCCAAAGGAGUUUUUUAUUUGGCACGAGCAUCUUUCACUACAGGUCAAUGUUUGGUUAUGGAUGGUGGACAGACAGCAUGAUGGAUUCUUCAAUCUGAAAUACUUGAAAUACUACCAAAAAAUAAAUGACAAUCAUUUUGAAAGAUAUUC